Molecule: messenger RNA, 1598 nt
Organism: Arabidopsis lyrata subsp. lyrata
Lineage: Eukaryota; Viridiplantae; Streptophyta; Magnoliopsida; Brassicales; Brassicaceae
Product: histone H2B.2
Exons: 1
Coding region: 795-1409 (204 amino acids)
Biological process (GO): nucleosome assembly
Cellular component (GO): nucleosome
Molecular function (GO): DNA binding; structural constituent of chromatin; protein heterodimerization activity
Source: RefSeq, a predicted model, not a curated record
AGGUGAAUUAUGAUAACCAUCUCAUCUUUAGGUGAUUAGGGUUAAAAACAUAUUUACUUAGCUUUGGUUGAAUUUUUUUUUUUUUGGUUAAUUUGGUCGUAAAAAAUUGUCACUGAAUGAUCGAGCAUGACAUCAUUUUAAAAUAAAGAUUAGAUCAUUAUGUAUAUAUCGUAGUAGAACGUUUUUAUAUCUGGGAUAAAAAAAAAAAAAUUGCUUCUACGAACCAUGAUAAAGAAAGAAAAUUACAAUAAUGAGAACAAGAAAAUAUAGAAAAAUUAGCGAUCAAAUAAUUAGCGGCAAAUCCAAACAUGUUUCAAGUUUGUAAUGAAUUGAAAUUACUUUCUUUUUUUUUUUUACAUUACAUUGUUUUCUGGGAACGAAAUUUGUUUUUUUAACUGGUGCUGGUGAACCGUGAACUGGUGAUAGUGGUCUUAUUUGGUCACAUAUAAUUUCAUUUAAAAAAUAUAUUAUCGAAAAUAAAAAUUAUACAUGUAAAAUUAAGUACGGUUAAGGAUGUUGUGGGCUUUUGAGACCCGUUUAGAUGUAGUUAUAGGCCCAUUGAUAUGCCCAUCGGGUUUGGGUUAGUUAUUUAAAACAGGUACGAAUCACCGGAUAAGUUUUCUUACUUUGUAGUUUUUAGUUUUUACAACCACCGCGCAGUGUUAAUCACCAACGUUUAGGUCUUCGAACGACACGUGUCACCACAUGUCAAUCGGAGAAUUACUGUUACCCCAUCCCAAAAAGCCUUUUUAUAUCUUAACCACUUAACACUUACGGUUUCACUAACGAAGAAAAUGGCGCCGAGAAAACCAAAGGUGGUUUCCGUGACGAAGAAGAAGAAAGUAGUGGAAGAGACAAUCAAAGUAACCGUCACGGAAGGAGAAGAUCCGUGUGUGACCACCGAGACAGCAAACGAUCAAGAGACGCAAGAUCUCACUUUCUCUAUUCCCGUCGGAGAAAACGUUACUACGGUUGAGAUUCCGGUGGAGGUUCGAGAUGAACAGUCACCUCAGCCACCGGAAACUCCCGCUUCCAAGAGUGAAGGCACUUUGAAAAAAACAGAUACGGUUGAGAAGAAGAAGAAGAAAAAAAAGAAGAAGAAGCGAGACGAUUUGGCAGGAGAUGAGUAUAGGAGAUAUGUGUAUAAAGUGAUGAAGCAAGUGCAUCCGGAUUUAGGGAUAACGUCAAAGGCGAUGACGGUAGUGAACAUGUUCAUGGGAGAUAUGUUCGAGAGAAUAGCGCAGGAGGCGGCGAGGUUAAGUGAUUAUACGAAGCGGAAGACGUUGUCGUCGAGGGAGAUCGAAGCAGCGGUGAGGUUGGUUCUCCCUGGUGAACUUAGCCGCCACGCCGUCGCUGAAGGCUCUAAAGCUGUUAGUAACUAUGUUGGUUAUGGUAGUAGGAAACGUUAGUUAGUUUUGAUUCCCUAAUUAAUCGUUGUAUCUAAUUUUCUUGUAAUGUUUUCCAACUUUAAUGUUAGGGGAAGGUUAACUUAGAGAGUAUGUUUCCAUAAUUAUGUGAUUAUUUCGUUUCGUGUUUUAUGAAUGUUCUGUAGAAUAUUUCUUGUUGUCGAAAAGGAGAUGGGUACUUGAUAAUUUCAA